AUGAGACAUACAAGGUCACAGACGUUGUCGCUUUUAACUUGUCACUUUUCAAGUGACAGGGUUGUCGCUUUUAACUUGUCGCUUUUCCUAAGUGACAGGGUUGUCGCUUUUAACUUGUCACUUUUCCUAAGUGACAGGGUUGUCGCUUUUAACUUGUCACUUUUCCUAAGUGACAAGGUUGUCGCUUUUAACUUGUCGCUUUUCCUAAGUGACAAGGUUGUCGCUUUUAACUUGUCGCUUUUCCUAAGUGACAAGGUUGUCGCUUUUAACUUGUCACUUUUCCUAAGUGACAGGGUUGUCGCUUUUAACUUGUCGCUUUUCCUAAGUGACAGGGUUGUCGCUUUUAACUUGUCACUUUUCCUAAGUGACAGGGUUGUCGCUUUUAACUUGUCACUUUUCCUAAGUGACAAGGUUGUCGCUUUUAACUUGUCGCUUUUCCUAAGUGACAAGGUUGUCGCUUUUAACUUGUCGCUUUUCCUAAGUGACAAGGUUGUCGCUUUUAACUUGUCGCUUUUCCUAAGUGACAGGGUUGUCGCUUUUAACUUGUCGCUUUUCCUAAGUGACAGGGUUGUCGCUUUUAACUUGUCGCUUUUCCUAAGUGACAAGGUUGUCGCUUUUAACUUGUCGCUUUUCCUAAGUGACAAGGUUGUCGCUUUUAACUUGUCGCUUUUCCUAAGUGACAGGGUUGUCGCUUUUAACUUGUCACUUUUCCUAAGUGACAGGGUUGUCGCUUUUAACUUGUCACUUUUCCUAAGUGACAGGGUUGUCGCUUUUAACUUGUCGCUUUUCCUAAGUGACAGGGUUGUCGCUUUUAACUUGUCGCUUUUCCUAAGUGACAAGGUUGUCGCUUUUAACUUGUCACUUUUCCUAAGUGACAAGGUUGUCGCUUUUAACUUGUCGCUUUUCCUAAGUGACAGGGUUGUCGCUUUUAACUUGUCACUUUUCCUAAGUGACAGGGUUGUCGCUUUUAACUUGUCGCUUUUCCUAAGUGACAGGGUUGUCGCUUUUAACUUGUCGCUUUUCCUAAGUGACAGGGUUGUCGCUUUUAACUUGUCGCUUUUCCUAAGUGACAAGGUUGUCGCUUUUAACUUGUCACUUUUCCUAAGUGACAGGGUUGUCGCUUUUAACUUGUCACUUUUCCUAAGUGACAGGGUUGUCGCUUUUAACUUGUCGCUUUUCCUAAGUGACAGGGUUGUCGCUUUUAACUUGUCGCUUUUCCUAAGUGACAGGGUUGUCGCUUUUAACUUGUCGCUUUUCCUAAGUGACAAGGUUGUCGCUUUUAACUUGUCACUUUUUUCCUAA
Mucor mucedo is the source of this 1302-nucleotide messenger RNA. RefSeq lists its product as uncharacterized. The transcript has a single exon. NCBI's taxonomy places the organism in Eukaryota, Fungi, Mucoromycota, Mucoromycetes, Mucorales, Mucoraceae. The coding region runs from base 1 to 1302 and encodes 433 amino acids. The record is from RefSeq and is a predicted model, not a curated record.